Molecule: messenger RNA, 4092 nt
Organism: Colius striatus (speckled mousebird)
Lineage: Eukaryota; Metazoa; Chordata; Aves; Coliiformes; Coliidae
Gene: RERG
Product: RAS like estrogen regulated growth inhibitor
Exons: 5
Coding region: 243-842 (199 amino acids)
Molecular function (GO): GTPase activity; GTP binding
Source: RefSeq, a predicted model, not a curated record
CGGGCGCGCUCGAGGCCGGGGCCGGGGCUGAGGCUGGGGCCGGAGCGCGCCUCCCUCUGUGAACGCCGCGGCGCAGCGCGGGCACCACCGAGUGCAGGCGGUCCGCCCUGCUCGCUGCGCGCAAAGAGGCUCUGCAUUGACGUCACAAUGACACGGUGAAGCUGAAGACAGGAGCUGGGAACAGUUUUUCUUCUUCACUUUUGAUAAUCGACUGAAUUUGUCAGCACUUCUUUCCUUCCAGCAUGGCUAAAAGUGCAGAAGUUAAGCUGGCGAUCUUUGGACGAGCUGGUGUGGGCAAGUCAGCUCUCGUUGUACGCUUCCUGACCAAACGGUUCAUCUGGGAGUAUGACCCAACACUAGAGUCUACAUAUCGUCACCAAGCUACCAUUGAUGAUGAAGUGGUUUCCAUGGAGAUACUAGAUACAGCUGGUCAGGAGGACGCUAUUCAGAAAGAAGGACACGUGCGAUGGGGUGAAGGCUUUGUGCUGGUUUAUGACAUCACGGACAGAGGCAGCUUUGAGGAAGUUCUGCCACUUAAGAACUUGUUGGAUGAAGUAAAAAAACCAAAAAAUGUCACCCUGAUCCUGGUGGGGAACAAAGCAGACUUGGAUCACUCCAGGCAGGUCAGCACAGAGGAAGGCGAAAAGCUGGCCACAGAACUAGCAUGUGCUUUUUAUGAGUGUUCUGCUUGCACAGGAGAAGGCAACAUUAUGGAGGCCUUCUAUGAGCUGUGUCGUGAGGUACGGCGUCGAAAGAUGGUCCAGGGCAAGACUCGGAGACGAAGCUCGACCACCCACGUCAAGCAGGCAAUUAAUAAGAUGCUUACCAAAAUCAGCAGCUAAAAAGAGCUGUGCUAAGCCAGAGACGCAUUUUAGAGCAUAUUAGCUUGGAGUAGGGACAAGGCAGGCAGAACACAUUUAAUUAAAAAUGGUCAAAGCUUUGCAAUUUAAAAAAAAAUAGAAAGGACAAACUACACCACUUUUUUUUAGUAACACAGGGUCAGAUUUUUUUCCUGUUUUAAAAUUACUUAGCCACACUGCUUCUGGCUAACAUGGUGAACUAGAAAAGAAAAAAGAAAAAAAGAAAAAAAAGCGACCUCCAAAGGACUAUAUGAUUGUGGGGAUUGACACUGACAUCUUCUGCUUCUACAAGGCUGGCUCCAAUCCCCUGCAAAUCAGUAGUGCCUAAACAUUCCAGCCAGCCAGCUACUCAGUAGCCAUUGGAGAAUAAGAUUCAGCCCUCAGACCAUCAACAACCGUCACAACUGGGGAGGCUGUUGUGUUGUACCAGAAAGUUCAUCUGACACCUCUCACUUGCUCUAAAUUGGUGCAUUGUGUGAUUUUACUCCAAACCAUCCUUCCUUGUUCAUUUUGUCAAAUCUAUGAGUGCUGAUGUUCUUAGCAAGGUAUACAAAAAACACAGCAUGGAGUGCUUAGCCAGCAAGAUACACAUUUCAACAGUGCUGAAGUUCAGAUGCUUUUCCACAUCCUCUGAAACUGCAGAAUUCAUCAAGAAAUAGUCAGCUAGUCCAGUGACAUUUCAGCAUUUCCCCCUCAAAGUGCAAUACUGUACUUGGGGAAGCAGGAGUGUAUGUGUUGGGAAAUCAAACUAAAAAGAUAACCACCUUACUAUUGAUCUAGUUAUGGAUAGUUUUUAGCUUUUGUUUACAUUUUUGUUUUGGUCUUAUUUCAAUUCAAGUAGUCCCUCUUACUCUAGCUUGUACCGAAGAAGAAUUGAAUCCAUGGCAAGGCUAUUAUCUGAAGUCUAAGCCCAAAUGUAAAUCAGAUGUGUAUGGCCAUAUCAAAAGGCCAUAAUUUCCAGCUGUUCAAACUCCCAGGUGUUGCUUGAAGCACUCUGUGGUUUAAACUAAAACAUUUUUUUGGUGACUCUUAUCUGGCACAUUGAAGUUAAAGUGCUUUUUAUCAAGUUUUAGUGCCUGUAGUAAAAGAUGUCCAGUUUUUCUCCUCCCUCCUUCUCCCUUAUGUGGCUCAUUUAAGCCAGUUGUCAAGUUUUGCCUCCUAUCUACUUGUUUUUUUAACCAUAUACAAAGAGAUGCAAGAACCAAGACUGGAAGAUUUUAAUUCAGCUUGUGCUGGUCGCCACCAGUUGUGUUGCCUCCCUUUAGGCAGUGUGGUGUGCAGCUCAGGCUGGCAUCAUGUAGAACCAGAGCCAAAGGUUGGGAUGACAAAUGAGAAUAUUAUUAGUAUUUUCCCUUGAGGAACAGAAGAUAUUUGGUUGAAUCAUACUUUAUAUAGUUAAAGGUAGUCAUGUAAGUGGUGAAAUAGGCUGGAGAAUCAAGCCUGUAUAUCCCUGUUAAUGAAGUCCUAAGUCAGGACUUUUUUCAAAAAUACUUAUUUAAAAAUACUUUACCGAAGUCUGGGUUUUUUUUUAAAACACUCCCUUUUACUAAACCAGCAUCAACGAACAUUGAGAUGUAGAUUCUUGUUUGUGCUGUCAUUUAUUCUCUAUGUUUCCUUAUUCUAGAUAGUGAAAAUUCAUUUCACUCUUCUGGAACCAGUGUCUGUAUUUUAGUUCUCAUAUUCAUAUAAGUUGCUGUACAUCAGCUGGACACGCUGCAAUGGAAACUUCACCAUGGGCUUCUGGGCAGAGGGUUCUUGCAACAGGUGAUAUCACUGUCUCUGUGAGACACCUGUUCCCAAAUUAUUGUAAUAUUUCUAACUUUUUGGCCUAGCAGUAUUGGAAAAUCAAUACAAAUGUGAAGUAAAGAGCUAGGGCUUGUUCACUCUCCAGCAGUCAUGAGCUGAAAGUCUGAACUUGCAAAUGCGUAUGUUACAAUAUUAGGAGCCAGAGUGAGUGCUUGCAGGUUGAGGCACUAAGUCAUUCUGUUAUCUUUCAAAUCGGUGCUGUUGCACGAAUCUGAAGUAAACAAAAUUCUUACCUGCAAUCCCAUGGCAACGUAGCUAAGAGGAAAGUCUUUAUGUCUCUAUACUAAACAACAGAUUUAGCCCUAAGACAACUUCAGCAGUUCUUUUAUCUGAGAAACUUUCUUGCAAUCAGGGUUGAACUGCAUUUAAAAUACAAAAAGGUAAUAUGUGAAUGACAAGAGAAAAUAUCUAUAUUCAUCUUAGGAGAGUCAAAAGGAAGUAGAGGCUAAGUAAUAGCCUUAUACUUUUCAAAAGAAUCAUGGCAAACUGUAUCUUCCUUUUUAAUGUCUGUAUGGAGAAAUUAUAAAAUCCCGGUAAAAGAAAAUGUUGCACUGUGCAAACAUGACUUGUUACAUAAAGAAGCUCUAAUAAAAAUAGUAACAUUCCUUUGCAAAGACUGAAUUUGGAAGCUGCCGAACAUGAUAAACACUCGAUCAAAAGGAGACUGCUGUUUUGUGACCUUUCCUCCCACACAAACACAAAUUUCUUGAUUUAAUUGACAUUAAUUUUUCUCCUUGGUGGAAUGGGCUGCUUGUCAAGCCAGUUACAAUAUAGUGUAUUAUAAUCUGUUGAUACAUGUUACGUAAUCUUAAAAGCAAUUGGAUUUACUGUUGCUCACAGCACUGCAACAUAUUUUUGGCUAUGCUAUAAACGUGUCAUAUUUCUACAGUGUGCAAAUUGAGCCAAAAAGUGGCCAAGCAUUGAAAAUGUCAAAUGCAACAGGAACUCACAUUUGGUAGCCUUUCUGCAGCAGACAUCAACAGUUUAAAUUCUGUUUCUUCUGCUGCUAUUUAAAUGUACAUACAUGACACAAACACUAAAUUCCUCUCCUGUGGCAUUACCGUUUCUGUGGAGAGAGGAUGGGAAGGACGAUAAACAAAAGGGGGGAGGAAAGGUGAAAUGCAUACUUGUUACCUACAAGUUGAUUAUCAUUUAUGAAGUUUUUAAAUAUUUAUCUUCAAUUGAUGAAGAGUUAGUCAUGCCCAUGCUGCAAGACCUGGAUCAGGAAUCAGGAACCAAGACUUCCCUGGAACUUGAGAAUCUUCCUAUCAGGGGAUUUGGUGCAACCAGGAAUGGAAAUGAGGAUCAGACACUGAGUUUGCACCCAGAUCCAGACAAUCUGUCCCCAAACCUGGGGAUAGUUGCAUCUGGCAGUUUGCUACAAGGCUAGUUGAUUUUUAUAUAUAUAAUGAUCUGUAUGCAUUUU